AUGAAUUAUAGGAGGUUGUCUAAGGACUGGAUUCCCAGUAGCAACCAGCAGGAUUGUGAAUGCAGCUUUGGAUGUGACUGGAGUAUGAUGGUAGGUGUUGCUGUCCCCUUUGUCUUGCAGAGGACGAGCUGUGGUUACAUCCUGUGCACCGUGCUGUUGUCCGUGGCCGUUCUGCUGGCGGUCACAGUCACCGGAGCCGUCCUAUUCAUGAAUCACUACCACGCCCCAUCCACCGAACCGCCGCCGGUCAUCACCACCAACAUGGACGACCCCAACGCGCUGGUCACCAUCGAGAGGGCAGACAGCUCCCACAUCAAUAUAUUCAUCGACCCCAACUGCCCCGACCCGCUGCCGCGCCUGGACGGGUUACAGUCCUCCCUGAUGUCCGCGCUGGCGGACCAUGACUCGGAGAUGAAGGCGGCGGUGGGCAAGGAGCGGGCACUGCUGGCGGGCCUGGCCGACCAGGUGUCACAGAUGGUAUCACAGGUGUCCCGGCAGCGGGCGGACUGGGAGAGCCUGCGGAAAGGCCAGAAUGGACUGGUGUCUGAACUGGGGGCGCUGCAGAGCGAGCAGGGGAGACUCAUACAGCUUCUGUCUGAAGGUCACAGUCACGUGGCGCAGCUGGUCAGUUCCGUGAGUGAAGUUCUAGACUCGGUCCAUGGAAAAUCCCGUGGGAAGGGAGAUCUCGUCCGGUCGCCACCGAAGAGCUCCAGAUCCCGUGGCUGCACCAAUGGUUCCAAGCCGCGCGACUGCUAUGACAUCUUCAUGAGCGGGCAGCAGGAGGACGGCGUCUAUUCCAUCUUCCCCAUUCACUAUCCCACCGGAUUCCAGGUCUACUGCGACAUGACGACGGACGGAGGGGGCUGGACGGUGUUCCAGAGACGAGAGGACGGAUCCGUGAAUUUCUUCCGUGGGUGGGAGCAGUACAGGGAUGGAUUUGGAAAGCUGACGGAGGAACAUUGGCUCGGUCUCCAGCGGCUCCACUUGUUGACCAUGCAGACACAUUACCAGCUCCGCAUUGACUUGACAGACUUUGAGAACUCCACGGCCUAUGCCCAGUACAACACGUUUGGCAUUGGCCUGUACUCCGUGAACCCAGAAGACGACGGCUACCCGCUCACGGUGUCAGACUACUCUGGAACGGCAGGAGAUUCCUUGGGUAAACACACGGGGAUGAAAUUCACCACCAAGGACUUGGACAACGACCACUCUGAGAACAACUGCGCAAGCUUCUACCAUGGGGCCUGGUGGUACCGCAAUUGCCACACCUCCAACCUGAAUGGGCAGUACCUCCGUGGGCAUCACGCCUCCUAUGCCGACGGUAUCGAGUGGUCGUCUUGGACUGGCUGGCAGUAUUCCCUCAAGUUCACAGAGAUGAAGAUCCGUCCUCACCGAGAAGACAAGUGA
Molecule: messenger RNA, 1407 nt
Organism: Bufo gargarizans (Asiatic toad)
Lineage: Eukaryota; Metazoa; Chordata; Amphibia; Anura; Bufonidae
Gene: FIBCD1
Product: fibrinogen C domain containing 1
Exons: 6
Coding region: 1-1407 (468 amino acids)
Source: RefSeq, a predicted model, not a curated record